Messenger RNA from Acanthamoeba castellanii str. Neff, 903 nucleotides. RefSeq names its product Ras subfamily protein. The coding region runs from base 1 to 903 and encodes 300 amino acids. Gene Ontology annotation, molecular function: GTPase activity; GDP binding; GTP binding. The record is from RefSeq and is a predicted model, not a curated record. Gene Ontology annotation, cellular component: plasma membrane. Gene Ontology annotation, biological process: Ras protein signal transduction. NCBI's taxonomy places the organism in Eukaryota, Discosea, Longamoebia, Acanthamoebidae. The transcript has 10 exons.
AUGGCUGCCGUGCCGGCAACACAGCUGCUUUCGCCUCGUUGUGGCGGCACGGUGGACUUCAUCACCGCACUACCGCCCGAGUUGUCCCUGCACGUCCUCCUGUUCGUGCCUCUCUCAGAGGUCGGCUGCACCCUGUCGCUCGUGAGCCGGGCCUGGAAACGGUUCGCAGAUGACGACGCCCUGUGGCGGGCAGCGGUGGCAGCUUCAGCUUUGACAGGAGGAGGAGGAGAAGACGACGACGACGACGGCGCCAGGGGCUUCAAGGCGGUGCUGAAGGAAGCGCUGCUCAGCAAUCCGCUCCGUGAUACAUAUGAGCCUCAGCUCACUCACGGCUGCUACUUGAAGAACCCACACGAAUUGAAGGUGACCGUGGUGGGCGAUUGCGGCGUGGGCAAGUCUGCGUUGACCAUCAUGCUGGUCCAGCAGUUCUUCGUUGAAGAAUACGACCCCACCAUCGAAGACAAUUACCGGAAGAUGGCCCUCGUUAAUGGCCUGGUCGUGUUGCUUGACAUCAUGGACACGGCCGGCCCUGAGGAGUUUACUGCCUUGAGCGAACAGUGGAUUCGAGCGGCGAGUGCUCUUCUAUGCGUCUACUCGGUCACCGACAGGAAGAGCUUCAGGAGCGUCACUGAUCGGGAAGCAAUCGAAGGCUACUGGCCCAUGAUAAAGCGGAUCAAAAAAGACGACCCGUUUUCCUUGAUACUCGUUGGCAACAAAUGCGACGUUGACGAGACGGCAACAAUCUCCGACUGGCGCAGGACAAACCAGGUCCGCGAAGUCACGGCGCAAGAAGGCGCGGCACUGGCGCGCAAGAUGAGCAGCGACCUGGGCAUGCCCGUGCCCUUCCUGGAGACCAGCGCCAAGCUCAACCGCAACCCACCUGUGAACAAAACUUGCCCUUGA